Molecule: messenger RNA, 1049 nt
Organism: Nymphalis io (European peacock)
Lineage: Eukaryota; Metazoa; Arthropoda; Insecta; Lepidoptera; Nymphalidae
Product: lys-63-specific deubiquitinase BRCC36-like
Exons: 6
Coding region: 163-960 (265 amino acids)
Biological process (GO): double-strand break repair
Cellular component (GO): BRCA1-A complex; BRISC complex
Molecular function (GO): metallopeptidase activity; polyubiquitin modification-dependent protein binding
Source: RefSeq, a predicted model, not a curated record
UGUCAGUGUCAACUGUCUGCUGUCAGUUAUGUCAUAAAGUUGUUCUUAUAUCGUUAUUUUUUAUUGUAAACAUUUUUUAAAUUGAUCGAAAAUAGUUAUCUAUAAUUGUGGUGCAUUCAAACAACAUCAUUUAAAAAUAGUUAUAUUAAAUUCAAUAACAAAAUGUUAAAAAAAGUUUUAUUAUCUACGGAUGUAGCGUUAGUUUGUGUACAACAUGCCCUUUCAACAGAAAAGGAAGAAAUAAUGGGGCUACUUAUUGGCGAGGUUCACAAUAAUAACACACUAGUUUCAAUAGUAUCAUCUGUUAUAUUAAGACGUUUGGAUAAAAAACCUGAUAGAGUAGAAAUAUCUGAGGAGCAGCUUGUGAGAGCUACAUUAAGAGCAGAGGAAUUAGCAGCAGAAGUAGGGAGGCCACUAAGAGUUGUGGGAUGGUACCACUCUCAUCCACACAUAACUGUUUGGCCAUCUCAUGUAGACCUUUCUACGCAGUCUAUGUAUCAAAGAAUGGAUUCUAGUUUUGUAGGUAUUAUAUUUGCUGCAUUUCUCACAGAUCAGACGGCUAAAGCUCCCUCAGUACAAAUAACUUGUUUUCAAUCUAUCAAUGAAGGCUCAACUCAAAAUAGAAGAGAAAUUGAAUUAAAUAUUACAAACAAUAAUGACUCUCUGACUUUGAACAAUUUUGAGAUUUUGACACAAUUGCCGACAAUCUUGAAAGAGGAAGAAGAGGAAGCAUUUAAAAUUGAAGCAGGAGAAACUGACAAAGAUGACAUUCUUAAUAUUCAACAUAAUGCAGCAGUAAGGACUAUUGCUAUAGGUCACAUAGUUGAGAAGGUUUCACGGCCAAUGUUAGAGGCUCUCGUUGCCAGAAAUGCAAUAAACAGUAUCAGAUUAAAAGCUUUGAAAAAACAUCAUAAAGAAUUAAUGUCAAGAUUAGAUGGCAAUUUGUUGGGUAAUGUUUAGUUAAUGAAAUUAAUAAGUAAAGUUACAUUAUACUUUACAUUAUUUGACAACAUUGUUAAAUGGUGUAAAUAAAUAAUUUUCUAAUUAUA